Molecule: messenger RNA, 7177 nt
Organism: Oncorhynchus masou masou (cherry salmon)
Lineage: Eukaryota; Metazoa; Chordata; Actinopteri; Salmoniformes; Salmonidae
Product: rho GTPase-activating protein 39-like
Exons: 10
Coding region: 124-3426 (1100 amino acids)
Biological process (GO): signal transduction
Cellular component (GO): cytoskeleton; cytoplasm
Molecular function (GO): GTPase activator activity; protein binding
Source: RefSeq, a predicted model, not a curated record
GGCAGGGGUGAGGCAGUACUGUGCUCCAGUUACGUGGAAACGCACGUACAUAGCUUCAACUAGUGGGAAAUCUACUACAAUGCAACUCUUAUUCCAACUUUUUGCUCAUACAAUGUGAGGAAGAUGGCCGAGACAAGCUGUGACUGGGUGGAGAUCUUGGAGCCACGCUCGCAGGAGCGCAUGUACGUGAACCUGGCCUCAGGGGAGUGUGGUUGGGAGCCCCCCCCAGGCGCCGCCGUGCGCCAGUCCGACGGCAGCCAGUGGUGGGAGCUGUUUGACAGCCACAACAAACGCUUCUACUACUACAACAGUGCCAGUCAGCAGACGGUGUGGCACCGGCCCCAGGCCUGCGACAUCGUGCCCCUGGCCCAGCUACAGGCCAUGAAGAGGAGCUCUGAGACGGGUCUGAGGGGCCCCAUCAAGCCCCAGAGAGGGGGAGGAGGAGGGGAGAGCCGCCGCGCAGCCCUACCUAACCAGGCCUACCCUAUGCCCCCCGCCCAGGACCCUGACAGCAGCGGGAGGUCCACCCCCUCUAAGGGGUUCUGUGACAGCCUGGAGAACAGUAACGACACCCCCAGGGACCCAGGUCAAAGAUGGCAGCCAGCUCCGGGAUCGAAGGCAGCCAUGUUGGUGAAGGUGAACAGCAUUGGCAGGAACCAGUCCGUGGUGCCCACUAGCACCCAGCACCUCAACACUCUCAGCCCUGGGAGCCCUGCUGUGUACCAGGUCCACUCAGACAGACCCAGUCCCAGACCCAUAUCCAGCCCUGCAGGCAAGAUGGCUGCCCCUGUGGACCACAAGCAAGCCUUCCACCUGAAGAAGGGAGACAACGGUAACUUCGGCCUGGUGAUGCCCUCCACUGGCAGCCAGGUCUACCAGACUCCACAGAGGUGUCAGGCUGGCACCCCCCAGCCCUCCUCCCCCCAUUACGGUGCCACUCCGCCCAUCUAUGAUGAACCACCCAUGGAAACACCUAUCUAUGAUGAGCCCCCGAUGGAGGUGGAGGGGGCCGCCCUCCUGAAUAGGUCCUCCACCCCAACCACCAGCCUGCAGAGGAUCCGCCAACCCCAGACCCAGACCCACCACCAGACCCAGCAGCAACCCAAGCUGCUUCAAUACCCAGCCUCUCACCCGACCUCCAAACACAAGAGGAAUCCCUCCGCCACAGAGUACAGCCCCGCUGGACGGGAGUGCAUCAAACACAUGGUCAACGUGGACCCUGCCACCUGCAAGCAGAGCCCCUUAUCCCAUCCUAUCCAGACAGAGCAGGCCCCUGCUCUAGACCCUGAGCUGCCCCCCUCUCCAUCCCCAUGCCCAGUCGUGACCCAGCCCAGGCCCAAGGAGGUGAGCCUGGAGAAGAAGCAGUCGUGGCGUCUCCUGGAGACCAGCGUGAGGAAGAACAUGGACGCGCGGCACAGCCGGCAGAACAGUGUGGCGUCCCAGGAGUACCCAGCGCCGGCCGCCGUCACCCACCAGGACUCCGGCUACUCCACCGGGCCCUCGCCCAGCUUGAGGAGGAAGAACCGCCGGAGAGCCCUGGGAGGUGGGGCUGGGGGAACAGGGCAGGGCCGGCCAGGCUCAGUGGGCAGCAGUGGGGAGCUCAGUGCCCUGAAUGAGAAGCUGAUGGCAGAGAUGCGGGUGGUGGUGAGUCGAUCUAACACCCUGCGUGGCAGCAAGGCCAGCCUGGACACUGAGAUGUCUGACAGCUCUGUACCUCGGACCCGUUCCCCCCUGGACUCCCCGAAGAAGUACAGGGGCCGCAGCGCCUCCCGAGAGGACAUCAGCGCCAGUAACCACUCUCUGUACCGGACCGGGAGCGGGAGUACCCAUGGCGACGUGCCCCUCUCGCCCCUGGCGUCGGAGGGCAUGGUGCGGCAGAAACGGACCUAUGAGAAGGUGGACACUCUGGAGAAGAGCAUCAUCAGCCAGAACAGCCUGUCCUCCUCGGAGCCCCACAUGUCCCUCUCACAGGCAGGAACACUGGACUCCAAGGCCCAGUCGGAGAUCUCGUCACAAGGCGGAGGUAAUGGACACAGGGGCACCCCUCAUGUAGUCAAAGUGACUGGAGACAGGAGGGGAGGUGGGGGAGGAGGAGGCGGCAGUGUGGGAUACCAGUACCCUUACACCACCCUCUGUAAACCUCCUCCAGACACCAACAUGGUGGACUGGGCCAGUAAGAACCUGAAUCUGCACACGCAGGGCCUGUUCCGCCGUCGCGUCUCCAUCGCCAACAUGCUCUCCUGGAACAGAGGCUCCAUCAAAAAGCCCAUGCUAAUCACCAGCGACCGCACCGUCAAGAAGGAGGCCUGUGAGAUGUUCAAGCUGAUUCAGGGCUACAUGGGGGACCGUCCGGCCCGGCUGGAGCGCCGUCACACCGCGCUGCUGGUGGUCACUAAGUGCUGGGGAAUGCAGGCCCUGAGGGAUGAGCUGUACGUCCAGCUGGUCAGACAGACCACUGACAACCUGAGCCUGAGGAGCCUGGAGGCCGGCUGGGAAUUCAUGGCCAUCAGCCUGUCCUUCUUCUCCCCCUCGCCCAAGUUCAGAAGCUACCUUGAGGGGUACAUCCAGACACACCUGGAGCCCUCCAAUGACAAGAAGAUCAUGCAGCACAUUAUGGAACAACAGGACAUGAAGACCAAGAAGAAUUCAAAGUCCCGGAAGAAGAGGAAGCAGAACAACGAGGAAGAAGAAGAGGGCCUGCCAAUCAGCACUUAUGCCAAGUACUGCUACCGCAAGCUGCAGAAGGUCGCCGUCACUGGGGGCAAAAAGGGUCUGAGGAAGCCCACCCUGGAGGAGUUAGACCAGGGGAGGAAUGCCAUCGUGACCCCUUCCUUGUUCGGCAGUGCCCUGGAGGAGAUCAUGGAGCGCCAGAGCGAGCUGUUCCCGGAGCGCAGGCUCCCCUGGGUGCAGGUGCAGCUUUCUCAGUGCGUGCUAGCCCUGGGAGGGGCCCAGACAGAGGGAAUCUUCAGGGUGCCUGGAGAUAUUGACGAGGUGAAUGCGCUGAAGCUGCAGGUGGAUCAGUGGAAUAUUCCAGAAAACCUUGGGGACCCCAACGUCCCGGCGUCUCUGCUGAAGCUGUGGUACAGGGAGCUGGAGGAGCCAGUCAUCCCUCAGAGCUUCUAUCAGCAGUGCAUCAGUAACUAUGAGGAUCCUGAAGCAGCUAUCAGAGUGGUACAGUCUCUGCCUGAACUCAGCAGACUGGUGCUCUGUUACUUUAUACACUUCUUACAGGUGUUUGCCCAGCCAGUCAAUGUGAGUAAGACCAAGAUGGACGUGAAUAACCUGGCCAUGGUAAUGGCUCCCAACUGUCUCCGCUGCCAGUCAGAUGACCCACGUGUAAUCUUUGAGAACACAAGGAAGGAGAUGUCCUUCUUACGCAUGCUCAUUGUUCACCUGGACACCAGCUUCAUCAAGGGCAUCCUCUGAGGGAGCCAACUCUAUCCCUCUUCAUCAAGGGCCUCCUCUGAGGGAGCCAACUCUAUCCCUCAAGGGCCUCCUCUGAGGGAGCCAACUCUAUCCCUCUUCAUCAAGGGCCGCCUCUGAGGGAGCCAACUCUAUCCCUCUUCAUCAAGGGCCUCCUCUGAGGGAGCCAACUCUAUCCCUCAAGGGCCUCCUCUGAGGGAGCCAACUCUCUCUCUCUUUAUCAAGGGCCUCCUCUGAGGGAGCCAACUCUAUCCCUCUUCAUCAAGGGCCUCCUCUGAGGGAGCCAACUCUAUCCCUCUUCAUCAAGGGCCUCCUCUGAGGGAGCCAACUCUAUCCCUCAAGGGCCUCCUCUGAGGGGGGUCAUCUCUUUAUCUGUCACCAUGCCCUGGAGAGCUGCACUUGUUCAUCAGUCCUCAACUAUAGCUGCUCUGUCUUUCUAUCAUACAACUCUACAACUGUCUACCACCUUAUUCACAACAAGCCCUCUGUUCCUUCACACUUCUCAUCAACCAUAUCACAUCUCAACACUAGAUUCCCUCUGGUUCACGAACACCACAGCUGGAGGAACACAGACAGUGGACUACACAGACAGUGGACUGCACAGACAGUGGACUGCACAGACAGUGGACUGCACAGACAGUGGACAACACAGACAGUGGACUACACAGACAGUGGACUACACAGACAGUGGACUACACAGACAGUGGACUGCACGGACAGUGGACUGCACAGACAGUGGACUGCACAGACAGUGGACUGCACAGACAGUGGACUACACAGACAGUGGACUGCACAGACAGUGGACUGCACAGACAGUGGACUACACAGACAAUGGACUACACAGACAGUGGACUACACAGACAGUGGACUGCACAGACAGUGGACUACACAGACAGUGGACUACACAGACAGUGGACUACACAGACAGUGGACUGCACAGACAGUGGACUGCACAGACAGUGGACUGCACAGACAGUGGACUGCACAGACAGUGGACUGCACAGACAGUGGACUACACAGACAGUGGACUACACAGACAGUGGACUACACAGACAGUGACCGGGUAUCUAGAUGGUUUUUUGUGCUCCGAAUCAUCUUCCCUUAUUGUUUGAGACUUUGGGACAAGCUCACAUGUGAUGGUAGUGGGAGACUGUUUAUCCGUUGGAAAGCAGGACAUACAGUACACUUUGUUCUUGGGCUCGUGUUAAUGACCGGAGCAGAAUCAGUGGAAUGGUAUCAAACACACGGUUUCCAUGGUUUCCAGGUCUUUCAUGCCGUUCCAUUUGCUCCGUUCCAGCCAUUUAUUAUGAGCCGUCCUCCCCUCAACAGCCUCCUGUGCUACUGUUUCUGCUCCAAACACUGGACCGUGCUGGCGUGAGAUUCAGCAUGUGAAGAAGAGCGAUCGCAAUACGAGACUAUUAUGCACAAGAAGCAUGUGUGCAGGGAAAAGUCCAGAGACAAAUGUGUAAAUAUGAGGUUGUUUUUAUUGUGGGGGGAAUUAGUUCCUGCUUUGAGAGACAUAUGUAUCUGACUGCCAUGGUAGUGAAUGAUGAUGAUGUCUCAUCACGUUUAGACAUGACGAAUUGAGGGGGAACCCACUACAGACAGAAUCUGUAUUAUACUGUUCUCUUUUCCUUUAUUAUGUAACAGUGUGUCUGCAAGCAACGAUUUCCUUCGCAUUUCAUUUGGAACGCUUUUUUGACUAAUUUGAAUAUGAAUUCUGUCUGUGUUGUCAGAGCUGCAGGAUGAGUUAUAGUAUAGUAAGGUUUAGACUUCUAGUAAGGUUUAGACUUCUCCACUGGCCGCAGAGACAGAUUCCCCCUCUGGGCAACAAAAAAUAUAUAUAUUUAUUUCUAAACAGUUUCUCUUAAAAUAAAAAUGAAAACCCAUCAGUUAGGCAGAGAUGUGUGUACAUAUGUGAGAGACAGCGUUUCGGAUUAAAAUGAGGAAAACACAUUUCUAUUCUCCUCAGCGGUGGAGUUGGGGGGGCUAGGGAAAAUUUGUGGAGCACUUUCUGCUGUUUUACUUCAGACAAUUACAUUUGGCUUAUUUUUGGAGAGGGCCAAACAUUAUUUUUAUCCUCCCUUCAGUGGAACACAAUUAUACCUUUGAUGGAGCUUGCAAAAAUGCUAAUUUUAGCUAUUAGCAGGUCAGGGGAAAAGGAUGCAGGAGAAAAUGAGAGCGCUGCAGCUGCCUGGACCGAAAGCCUUAGCCACGCAGACAGUGGUGGAUUUACAGGCCAAAGGGAGAGGCAAUCUGGCGGUGGUUUUAGGGUCUGGGGGUACAUUAGUUUAGUACCAUAUACUGGGAGGACAAAAAACAAGUCGAUUUAGUAUUUUUAGACAAUAUUGCCUAACAAGGACUUUCCUAUUCCUCAAAAUCGUAUGCCACAUAAAGGAGAGGAGGGUUUAAAAUCCACCUUUCAGCUGUCUUAAGGGCCAUGCGGUCUCUGUUAUAUUUAGCAGUGUGGUCAGGGUUUAGGUUUUAAUGCCCCACAUGUUUUCUCUGUGUCUACCUCAUCUUAGUGAUGGGGUCUGUGCUGCGAGGCUUGUGUGUAUGUAUACGCGCGUGUACGUAAGUACUUGCACAUCAGUGUGUGUGUGUGUGUGUUUGCCGACUAUGCGUGUGUGUUAACUGUAAAUGUGUGUGUUUGUGUGGUAGGAGUCUGUUCAUAUAGCAUAUACUCCAUAGUUACUGGAAGCUGGAGCCCCUAAAUUAGAGGGUGUGUUUAGCCAGAAAAUUGCAUCUAGAGGUUAUAUGGUUGUUAACCCCUUUUCUGCACAGCAUUUACAGCGGCCGCUCCUUCGUUUCCUGCAUUAAUGCUUUACUGUUCGUCUUCACGAAAACCCAAGCCACCAGAGUUGGGUACUCCAUAGCCACAUCAGAGGACACUAGCUUUCUCCUCACCUCUAGCCAGCAGGGGCAGCUCUGAGGUGGGGUGGAGGAUGGCUAUGCAGUGCCAGUAGUUCUGGGAGUGCAUGAGAGAUAUAUAUACUGAGCCUGCAGAACGAGGAGGGAGAAUUCAGGGGCCAGCAGUCACUGGUCUAUUGCUAAAGUUCUUGUAUCACAAUAUGAUAGUGUUCUUCUAGAAUCUAUACACAGACCUCUAAUAAAACAGCUGUGGACCUGUAACUCUUAAGACACUGAACUCCUGAAGCUCUGGUUUAACUCUUCUCCAUCCUGUGUUCUUCAGUGGCUGAUGAUUCAUAUAUAUAUAUAUAUAUAUGAAUAGUAGCAUGGUCUUUGGUCACUGAAUGUUCAAAACAAUGACGGUUAUAAUAACAUGAUUCCACAAUAUUGUGAAAAACAGUUCCAUUCUUCAGUAAUGUCAUUAUUCUCUUAGUUUGACAUCAAUGCUUACGGUGCGAGUCAGCGGUGUAAUUUCUUGAUUUGAUAAAUAAUUUUUGACUCUUAUUUUUUUCCUAACUGGAAUGAGUGUUGAUAAUGUUUGUUGAGAUGAUAAACUGAGGUGUGUCAUGUUUCGACUGUGUUUGAUGACAGUUACAACGUGUGUGCCCCCCGUCCAUUGUGCUUCCUCUUCCCUGGCCCUCACAUGAUGGGUGCUAUUGACUCGUUGUAAAUAUGCUUGCAGAUCUUUUGGGUAUGUUGGUGUGUGUGUGUGAGUGUUCGAAAACAAGAAAAACAGCAACGGUGAUUGUGUGGAUGGAUUUAUUUCAUAAAUAAUUGAAAAAAUAAAGUUUGUAAACAAAAUUUGUCAUCACUUGUUUUAUACUGAACAAAAAUAAACAUUACA